CAUGCGCAGCAGGUCUGUUUUCAAACGUGAGGAAGCGUUAACAGCGGUAGAAAGUAGCCGAGCUCUCUGUUUGUCUUUGUCAAGCUUAUUUUUUUUUAACACAGAUGGAUUUAGACAGUGGAACAUACGAGCCAGGGUUUGUUGGAAUACGCUUUUGUCAAGAAUGUAACAAUAUGUUGUACCCCAAAGAAGACAAGGAGAACCGUGUUCUGCUUUAUGCGUGCAGAAAUUGUGACUACCAACAGGAGGCAGAUAACAGCUGCAUUUACGUCAACAAGAUCACUCAUGAAGUUGAUGAACUAACACAGAUCAUCGCUGAUGUGUCUCAAGAUCCAACACUACCAAGGACAGAGGACCACCCCUGCCCCAAAUGUGGUCACAAGGAAGCGGUGUUCUUCCAGUCUCACAGUAUGAAGGCUGAGGACGCUAUGAGACUGUACUACGUCUGCACAGCUCCUCACUGUGGACACCGGUGGACUGAGUAAAGCUGGAGAUGAAGAGGCCUAUCAUUUUUAUCCACAAGCACAUCUGAUACAUCAGUCAGGAACCUGUAUGUCUGGUUACUUAGUGUGUAGUAACCAGUAUGUCAUCAUUACUGGACAGAGCUGCUGAUGUUUGUAGUCUUGAAAUGAUCUGUAUGAGCAUUGCUUGUCAGGCACUGUUGUGAAUAUGUAAUAAUAGUUUUGUUAUAAAACAACCUAUGGUUUGUGUGUAAUUUACUGUUUGAAGUAGGUAUCCAUAAAAUAUUUAGUGUUUCCUUUCUUCUGCAGUGGGAGCAGACAGGUAGCUGCUUCUUAAUCAUGCUCUUUAUUUACAGUUUUCCCUCAAUUUUUUGUGCAGUAUAUAUGUGUGUUGCUUACAAAAAUAUGCAUUUGUCCUUUUACGUAGAAUGUUGCUAAUCUAAAAUGACAACCUAGGAAGCAUUUAGUAUUUUAUGACUACAUUACACAGUUAGUUGCUAUAGGUUUUUAAUAGUUGACAUUUUCCAAUGUGUUGAGUUGAAUUAAAAUCAUCAGUUGGUAA
Betta splendens (Siamese fighting fish) is the source of this 1023-nucleotide messenger RNA. RefSeq names its product RNA polymerase II subunit I (gene polr2i). Gene Ontology annotation, molecular function: zinc ion binding; nucleic acid binding; DNA-directed RNA polymerase activity. The record is from RefSeq and is a predicted model, not a curated record. The transcript has 6 exons. Gene Ontology annotation, cellular component: RNA polymerase II, core complex. NCBI's taxonomy places the organism in Eukaryota, Metazoa, Chordata, Actinopteri, Anabantiformes, Osphronemidae. The coding region runs from base 105 to 485 and encodes 126 amino acids. Gene Ontology annotation, biological process: transcription initiation at RNA polymerase II promoter; maintenance of transcriptional fidelity during transcription elongation by RNA polymerase II; DNA-templated transcription.